Microthlaspi erraticum is the source of this 909-nucleotide messenger RNA. Lineage: Eukaryota; Viridiplantae; Streptophyta; Magnoliopsida; Brassicales; Brassicaceae. The record is from the annotation of a GenBank genome assembly.
AUGAGUCAUCGGCGGGAUUCCGGCAGCGAUGCAGUUCACGUGAUACCCACCAACGACCCUCCGCCGGAGAUUCGGUUUCCAAAUCCCGGUGACGGUUCCGUCCGGGCCACUGAGACCGAGGAUCACUACAGCCGUGUCUGGGCGGUGAACAGCGACGGUACGGAGUCGCCGAGCAAGAAAACACGCGGGUCGUCACUGUCUUCCGAGAUCGGGAAAUCAUUCUUCAAGACGAAGCUCUGCUGCGAAUCCCGCGUCGGAACUUGUCCGUACGACGCCGGCAGCUGCCACUUUGCUCACAGCGUGGAGGAGCUCCGUCGUCCGCCGUCAAAUCGGCAGGAGGCGGCGGAUGAGACCCGCGAGGAGUUUAAGAUCUCGGCGGAGAGUGGAAGGUCGUUCAAGGGAAGACACUGCAAGAAGUUUUACAGCGGAGAAGGGUGUCCUUACGGAGAAAGCUGUACGUUUCUCCACGACGAGGCUUCGAAAAACAGAGAGACCCUUGCGAUUAGUUUAGCCCCUCGUGGUUAUGGUGCUACUGCUACUGACGGCGCCAAUGUUGCUCAGAUUUCGAAGCAUUCGAAUUGGAAGACAAGGAUUUGUAACAAGUGGGAGCUUACUGGGUUUUGUCCCUUUGGUACCAACUGCCAUUUUGCUCAUGGAGCUUCAGAAUUGCAUAAUUUUGGUGGGGGACUUGUGGAAGGAGAAGGUAAGAUGGGAAUGUCUGCGACUCAGGACACAAAGCAGACAGGACAAGCAGAGACAGUGAGUGGCCUUGUUCCUCCUGGAGUCCCGUCUCAACGGACGUCUAGCGCCGUUACUCUGAGACCCAAUGGAGUCAGAACUCAACGGAAAUGGAAAGGACCGGAUAAGAUCAGUCGGGUUUACGGUGAUUGGAUCGACGAUAUUGAAUAA